Fragaria vesca subsp. vesca is the source of this 1606-nucleotide messenger RNA. RefSeq lists its product as uncharacterized. The transcript has 2 exons. The record is from RefSeq and is a predicted model, not a curated record. Bases 314 to 1606 code for a protein of 430 amino acids. Lineage: Eukaryota; Viridiplantae; Streptophyta; Magnoliopsida; Rosales; Rosaceae.
GACACGGCGUCCGACACGCCACGUGGUGUGUCCGAAAAGUCAAACUUUUUCGACACGGUUGCGACACGUUGACCAUUUCUCGACACGGCGUCGACACGGUUUCGACACGCCACAUCACCAUUUAAAAAAAAAAUUUGAACUGACCUAACACAGAGAGCUAGAGGGAGCCGCACUUCUCUCAUUCUUCCCAUUCUUCCCAAAUAGUUCCCAGAGUGAGAAAAGUUGAACCCAGCGACCACAAGCCGAACCCAGCCUCCAGCUCCGACCGACGACCUCAGACCGGCGACCUCUCCAGCCUCCGACCUCAUAUCUGAUGAGUACUUCUACUUCAGCAGCAUCUACAGAACCUAGUGUCGAUUCAAAUGUGGAGGAAAAUUUAUCUGCGCCACUUUGGAAAUAUGUCACUAAGGAUAUAGUUGUUGAUGUCGACGGUGUUGCAAGAGCAGGAGGAGGAAAUGUGAGUUUCACUUGUAGUUUCUGCGAAAUGAGAUUCAAUGGGUCACAUUCUAGAGUCGAGGCUCAUUUGCUUAAAAUCCCAAGAAAAGGGAUCAAGCCUUGCACCAAAGUCACACAAGCAAAAAUGCAAGAGAUGCAACAACUUCUUGAUUGGUGUGCGCAGCAAUUGCGAGAGAGGGCUCCUAAUAAGGUUCCUUUGCCUCCCUCUUCUAGUUUUUCCGGAAGUGGUUCAAGCUAUUUUCCAUUGAUGGAGAGGGAUGAUGAAGCAAAAAAGAGAAGAGUGAGUCCACAACUAGCCAAAGCUUUCAAGAUUGAAGAUAGGCAACAAUGUGAUGCUGAGAUUGCGAGAUUGUUUUACAGUAGUGGACUAUCGUUCAAUGUUGCAAGGAAUCCUCUCUACCGAAGCUCUUACACCCGUGCUAGCAAUAUUCCGGGUUAUGUUCCUCCAGGGUACAAUGCUUUGAGGACCACACUACUUGAUAAUGAGAGGCGUCAUGUUGAGCGGACAUUGGAACCUGUGAAGAAGACAUGGAAAGAGACCGGUGUGAGCUUGUGUUCCGAUGGGUGGACUGAUGGCCAAAAGAGGCCAUUAAUCAAUAUGAUGGCUGCUGCUACAAACAAGGCUAUGAUGUUGAGAGCGGUCAAUUGUGAUGGCACGACCAAAGACAAAACUGAAAUUUCAAAAUUGCUUUUGGCAUCCAUCAAUGAGAUUGGUUCGGAAAAUGUGGUUCAAGUGGUGACGGAUAAUGCGCCUGUUUGUGCUGCUGCCGGUGCAAUGGUUGAAGAGGCACAUCCACACAUAUUUUGGACACCAUGUGUGGUACAUACACUCAAUCUUGUUUUGAAAGAUACUUUGAAAGCUAAAGCUUAUCUACCCGGGGAGAAUGUGGAAAAAGAGUUGGGGUGGCUUAUGGAUGUUUGCAAUGAUGUUUGGUUCAUAAAGAAUUUUAUCGUGAACCAUAACAUGCGUUUGUCCAUGUAUAAUGAUAAUUGUGCCUUGAAGUUGCUCCAAGUUGCGGAGACAAGAUUUGCUUCUCAUUAUGUGAUGCUUAAAAGGUUUAGAGAUGUGAAGAAUGGCAUGCAACAAAUGGUGAUUAGUCCAAGAUGGACAUGUAUAGAGAAGAUGAUGUUAAGAAGGCAAGAGCGGUGA